UUUUCCUUCCCCAAUCCCUUGUAUUCCAACCAGAGAAACCGGAGACAUGCUUUCCCAGCUGCUGGUGAUUCUUGAUCUGCUACUAUGGAUGACACCUUGCUCAUCAUCGAACCAGAUCGAUCCAUCAGUACUAAAUACAGAUUCCCCUCAAGUACGUUGCAAAGACAUUGAUGUUUUCUAUCCCUUUGGAUACUACAGCGCAGCUCUUAGUGGCUUUGAGCUACUCUGCAGUACCAGCGAAUCAGGAAAUUUUUCGAUGCUACCACUGAAGAGUGGUACUUACCGGAUCAAAAGCAUCUCCAUGGAAGGUGAAGUGAGCAUCUAUGCUGGAGCCAUUGCUGGUCGCUGCGAUGAUCGCAAGACCAUGAACCGAGGAUUGGGUUUGAUCAACUUAGAUGGGAGCCCCUACACAUUAUCAGACAGGAGAAACAAGCUGACAGCAAUAGGCUGUGAUGUCAUGGUAUUGCUUCGAGGCUCCAGAGGGCCUGGCAACCUGAUGAGUGGUUGUGUUUCGUUCUGCGACACGCCGGGCAACGUGAUCAAUGGGUCUUGCUCUGGCUUGGGCUGUUGCCAGGCUGCCAUCCCUAAAGGCAUCAAAAGCUUUGACAUAGAGUUCAAGAGGAUAGAAGACGACCUGGUGUUUUGCUCUGCAGGACAGAGGAAUGGAGACAACACUAGCUUGAGGGGCCACAGCUCCAAUCUAUGCAGCCAGGCCUUCUUGGUCGAUCAGGAAGAGUUCGAGUUCUCUCAGGCAAACCUCUCAUCCAUUCUGCCAGAUGAAACUAACCAUGUUGUUGUGUUAGACUGGACAAUUGGGAAUGAGAGGUGUGAAGAAGCAAGGAGGAUGCCAACCUAUGCUUGCAAGCAGAACAGCCAGUGUUAUGAUUCACCCAGUGGGGUUGGCUAUCACUGCAAUUGCAGCACAGGAUAUCAAGGAAAUCCUUAUAUUGAAGAUGGGUGCCAGGAUGUUGACGAGUGCAGUGACCAAAAAACCAACCCCUGCGCGGGACAUUGCAUCAACAUACCAGGGAAUGUUUCAUGCAUCUGUCCAUCAGGCACAAGUGGUGAUGGUAGAAAGCAGGGAAGUGGCUGCAAGAAGAUCUUUCACCUAGAACUUGCUCUAGGUAAUAUAUUCCAACUUAGCCUUGUAAGAUUUGCCCAAAGAUGGAGGAUGAUCUUAUUGAUUAUUUAUCGAGGAAAUGUGUUAGAGAAAGUUAUGGACAUCAUGAUUGAUUGUGAGACACACUGA
Elaeis guineensis (African oil palm) is the source of this 1249-nucleotide messenger RNA. Its product is annotated as wall-associated receptor kinase 2-like. Lineage: Eukaryota; Viridiplantae; Streptophyta; Magnoliopsida; Arecales; Arecaceae. The record is from RefSeq and is a predicted model, not a curated record. Gene Ontology annotation, molecular function: calcium ion binding.